UGCAAAGCACCGUACUACCCGAACGCUUUCUCAGGUAUGGGACGGACAGACAGGUGCAUGAGCCAAUAUUUGUUACUAUUUAAUAAAAAGUUUGCCAUCACGACGCUGUUUUCGUUCUUAAAUUAAGUACCUGUAGGGGUGUGUUUUAAAAAUCCGUCAUGUGACUGGUGUGGCUGGGUUUUUGGUAUCAACGAGUGCCCCUUUUCAGUUCACUGGCAGAAAUGGCCACCACGGAAGUGGAGCGCAGACGAGGUCAGCUUGCUGCUCUAUCCAUAGCAGCUGUGGUUAUCAUUGUGGGAGUCCCUUUGUGGUGGCGAACAACUGAGACAUACCGUGCCUGGCUGCCUGUCAGUCAGAUCAAUGAUUUGGCUAAACUGCAGCUACAGUUGAGUGCUGAUGUCGAGGUUGUGUUUGCACGUGGCACCGUGACACCAGAACAGCAGAAGAAGGUCCCACUGACGCAGACCCACGAUGAGGAACAUGCAGUGGAUGAGGACACAGUGUUGAGGUACAGGUAUGAAACAAGGUACCGCACAGCUACAAUCAUGGAGGAAGAUGCCUUGAAAAAGUCCACUGCUGCAGAGGCAGAUCUGUCUCUGCACAUGCUCAGUGAGGGUCCAUGCGGCUCUUUAGUUGUAUAUGUGAUCCCGGAGUCAUCUUCUCUGCUGCCUGAGGAUGUGAAUGUGUAUAUCGGUCAGCGAAGGACAGCCCUGCUGCGUAUCAGUGCCCAGAUGAGAGCGGGCAAGACACUAGAGCAGUUGCUGGCUCACCUGGAACCCCGGAUCAAGCAGGUGCUGCAAAUGAUGUCUUUUAGCCACACUGACAUCACCGCUGCCCUCAGUGACAGAGUCCGUUUUAGCCCUGGCAACAAAGAGAGCAUUGCUGACAGUAUGAGAGCCUUUAAAUCUAGCCCAGGUUAUGAGAUAACAUUCAGUCUGUUGAACCCCGAUCCAAAGUCACACCGGAUACACUGGGACAUAGAGGGUGCCGUGCAGACCUACAUCCAGCCUUUACUUACAAAACUGUCCCCUGUGGCUAACUUUAGCAUCGACUCUCAGACCUUGUACUACACCAUUCUUGGUGUGACACCACGUUUUGACAGUAGCCUCGAGGCUUACACACUCAACGUUGACAGCCUUGCACAUGUCAUCAACCCCGUGGAGGCUAGACUUGGCUCUAAUGCUGCAUCUUCUAACCCUGUGUUGAAUUUUCUUCUGUACGUCCCGGAUGCGCGCCAUUCGCCCCUUUACAUCCAUGAUCAUCGUAAACAGGAAGUCCCUUCCAAUGCUUUUCACUCUCCACGGUGGGGUGGAAUCAUGGUUUAUAAUGUUAAUGAUUUCUAUGAGUCAGAGACUGAGUUUCCAGUUCAUGUCAACAUUAACAUGGCUAAAGUGAUGGGAGUCUUCCUCGCCCAGCUUCGGUUGUUGCUGGGUGUGUCGUCAUCAGCCCCUCCAUCUGGCUUCUUGGUGGCACCGUGUGGCAGUACAGGAUUAGCCGACUGGGAGCUGGAUCGCCUUAUGUGGAGUCGUAGUGUGGAAAAUGUUGCAACAGCAACCACCACCAUCACCUCUCUAGCGCAGCUGCUGGACCAGAUAGGCAACAUUGUUAUUAAUGACAACAUUGCACAACAGGUUUCCAGUGCCGUCACAUCCCUGCAACUGGCUGUGGCUGAGCUGGAGGCCGGAAACCUUGGCUUUGCUCUGCAGUACAGCAAAGAGGCCAUCUUGGCGUCAGAGAAGGCGUUCUUCGACCCUUCGCUGCUCCACCUCCUCUACUUCCCCGAUGACCAGAAGUUUGCUAUCUAUAUACCACUCUUCCUGCCCAUGUGCGUGCCUAUUCUGCUUUCAAUGCUGAAAAUAGUGUCUGAAGCUAGACAGAAACGCAGAGAAAAGCAAGCCAAAAAGGAAUAAGAGACCCUUGAGUAGAGAAGAAGAAGAUGGGGCUGAACAAAGAAACUGUAUGAACGAACUGUUUUGUUAGUGGCCUGAACAGGCUCAUUUGCACCAUUUUAGGGUUUACAACUUAUAAUUAUUGUUUUGUACGAGGAUUUGUGUGCGUCUGAUUUAUUGAAGGAUUUCAGUGACUGUCUGACACUGUACAGCCAAAAGCUUCAGUUUAUUUAUUUCUCAUAUUGUUAAGAAAUGAAGACUAAAGUUCUGUUUCAUUUUAAGUAGUUUUUUUUUCUUUUGUAAGGAAUGACACAUUUUCUAUUAUUGCAUUAAUGUAGGUGCUGAGCUUUAAAGUUCAUUGUUGAUAUAAAAAAAAAAAAAACAGCAGCUUCGAGAAGUGACAUCCAGGUGAAAAAAAGACACUGAAGCAGUUAGUCUCUCCAAUGCCCUUUCUUAAAAACUUAAUGAGAUUUUCAUCAUAUCACAUCAUUUUCACAUUAGUGGUCACAUUUUUAUUGAUGAAGAGCAGAUUAUAUGCUCCUAAAUGGACUUUGACUUGAGAUUGUUUUGAAAUGGUAAGUAGACUGGAUAGGAUACUUCAGUGUAUGGACCGGAGGAAUCAGGGAUCGAGCCACCAACCUUCUGAUUGAGAGAUGACUCGCACUACCACCUGAGUGUCUGUGGGUCAGGUGGUAAAGUGGGUGUUUUGCCAGCUACUGGUUCCAAAAUCCAAGAAUAGACUAAUUUGAGGGGAGGAUUGCAUUAAAAAUGUUCCUGUGUCUGUACAACAAUAAGCAGUUGAA
This is a messenger RNA of Archocentrus centrarchus (flier cichlid), 2692 nucleotides long. It is a transcript of the gene pigs, whose product is annotated as phosphatidylinositol glycan anchor biosynthesis, class S. Gene Ontology annotation, biological process: attachment of GPI anchor to protein. Gene Ontology annotation, cellular component: GPI-anchor transamidase complex. Bases 222 to 1910 code for a protein of 562 amino acids. Lineage: Eukaryota; Metazoa; Chordata; Actinopteri; Cichliformes; Cichlidae. The record is from RefSeq and is a predicted model, not a curated record. The transcript is spliced from 12 exons.